Messenger RNA from Sitodiplosis mosellana (orange wheat blossom midge), 1816 nucleotides. Its product is annotated as heat shock 70 kDa protein 14. The transcript is spliced from 4 exons. Gene Ontology annotation, molecular function: ATP-dependent protein folding chaperone; ATP binding. The record is from RefSeq and is a predicted model, not a curated record. Gene Ontology annotation, cellular component: nucleus; cytosol. Gene Ontology annotation, biological process: protein folding. NCBI's taxonomy places the organism in Eukaryota, Metazoa, Arthropoda, Insecta, Diptera, Cecidomyiidae. Bases 175 to 1677 code for a protein of 500 amino acids.
AGUCGCCUGUCAACGGAACGCGCAUAUGAAUGCUUUGCAUUGUAAAACAGCACGUGUGUUGCGGUGACUACAUUUAACCACGGCGAAUAAAGUUAUUUAGUGAGUUUUUUUUUUCGUGCGUUCGCCAAUCGUUUAAUAGUUUCAAGCAAAUAAAAAUAAACCAAUCGUGAAAAAAUGACGGAGAGAAGUCGAUUUGGGCUGCACAUGGGAAAUACCACCAUAACGUUGAGCACAUUGAAGGAAGAAAAAGCUGAAAUUGUAGCGAGUAAAUUCGGUGAUCGGUCUUCGUAUGCGUGCAUUGCGGCCUCACAAGAGAGUGAAUUUUGCGUUGGAUUGCCCGCCAAACAAGGCAUCGCACGCAAUGGAACACUCACAGUUGUAAACAAUUUUCAAUUUUUAAGCGAUCAUCUAACGCCCGAACAGAUCGAUGAGGCCAUAUCCAAGUCGUGUUUGUGCAAAGUCAACCAUACGGCGUCGAGCAUAGCAUAUGAAUUGAGCAAAGGCGAUGAUGCUACCACCAAAAUUACACCAUUCGAAGUGGCUGUUCAUUUGCUGAAAAACACCUACGAAAACGCAACAUAUGCCGCUGCCAAGCCCGAAUCCGUACUGGAAGCUGUGAUUGCGGUGCCAAUGAAUUGGUCACAAAAAAGUCGCCAGCAAUAUUGCAAAGCCGUUCGUGAUGGUGGAUUCGAAGUGAUUGGUGUGAUCACCGAACCAUCGGCCGCUCUUUUGGCCUAUGACAUUGGCAUCGAUGCCAGCGAAAUAUCAAAUGUGUUUAUCGUUCGUCUGGGCGGUCUUAGCACCGAUCUAACAAUAAUGUCCGUUCGCGAUGGAUUGUACAGCGUUGUUGAUAGCCUGCAUUUGUCACACUUAGGCGGAAAUAUUUUAACGAAAGCGCUCAGCGAAUAUUUGGCCAGUGAAUUUUUCGCCAAGUAUAAAUUAGAUCCACGUGAAAGUCGACGCACAAUGGUCAAAUUGAACGAAACGGCGGAGAACGUCAAGCACAUUCUGUCCACCAUGCCAUCGGCACAUGUUUUCGUCGAAUCGCUUAUGGAUGGCAUUGAUUGGAGCCAGAAUAUUAGCCGAGCACGUUUCGAAAAUGUCAUCGGCACCAAAUUGCAACUAUUCAGUCGACCCAUCGACGAAUUUAUCAAAAAGAACAACGUUAACAUUGACAAGACAAUUUUUACGGGUGGAUCAAUGAAAAUUCCAAAAUUGCAGUCAACCAUUUCGGCAUUAGUACCAAAAGCGCAGGUUUUAUCAUCGAUACCACCGGAUGAAGUGAUCUCGAUUGGAUGUGCCAAACAAUCGGCCUAUCUCAACGGAACCGAUUUCGAUGAUGUUGCUGAUAAUAUUGAUAUGGAAAUCACAACGAUACCCGAUGACAUUUCAUUUCAACUGGUCGAUGGCGAUAACAAACCAAUUGGCGACACAGAAACGGAAUUUCUUUUUAAAUCCGGUGCCCUUGUGCCAAGUAUACACGGUGUUACGAUAGCCAAACAAAUGCAACAUCCCGUUAAAUUGGCCAUUAAACAAGGCGAUCACAUAGACUACAUUGAAAGUGAUCCGACGAAGGAUUUAACGGAAAUCACAGCCCGUUUGCAUGGCGGCAUUCGAAAACACAACGACAACACACAAACCAUUGAACCAGCCACCGUUCAUGUGCAUCUGAACUAAUGCAAGCGCUUAGUCUCUUUCUUUGACUCUUUUAUCGUUGUUUAAGAUUCAAUUGUAAUAUAAAAUAAAUAAACACACAACCAUUACAUUUCUCCGAUUAAAAACUUUUAAAUAAAAAUGCCAUUUAAAUGACACGACA